Molecule: messenger RNA, 1009 nt
Organism: Musca domestica (house fly)
Lineage: Eukaryota; Metazoa; Arthropoda; Insecta; Diptera; Muscidae
Gene: ATPsynO
Product: ATP synthase subunit O, mitochondrial
Exons: 3
Coding region: 131-754 (207 amino acids)
Biological process (GO): proton motive force-driven mitochondrial ATP synthesis
Molecular function (GO): proton-transporting ATP synthase activity, rotational mechanism
Source: RefSeq, a predicted model, not a curated record
ACGCCAUAUUGGCAUUACUGUUACUCGCCGCUGUCAAACUAUCUGACAUAAUUUUUUGACAGCCGUCUCAGCGCACUUUGCAAGCUUAUUCGUGAAUUUUUCUGCGAUAUUCUCCAAGGCAAAAAAUACGAUGGCCGCCGUCAAUAAAUUAUCCAUGUUGAGCCGUGCUAUGAGCACUGGUGCUCAAAUGGUCAAACCCCCCGUACAAGUAUUCGGUUUGGAAGGCCGUUAUGCCACUGCCUUGUACUCGGCCGCCACCAAAUUGAAGCAAUUGGAUCAAGUUGAAAAGGAUUUGCUUGCCUUCCAAGCUACCCUUAAGCAAGACAAGAAAUUGCGCGAGUCCGUUGUCAGCCCCAUUGUCAACAAGAAAGUCAUGGGUGUUGCCUUGAAGGAGAGUGCCGAUAAAUUGCGCUGGUCUGCUGCCACCGGUAAUUUGUUGGCCCUUUUGGCCGACAAUGGCCGUUUGAGCCAAUUGGAUGGUGUUAUCAAUGCCUUCAACAUCAUCAUGGCUGCCCAUCGUGGUGAGGUUGUGUGCGAAGUUGUCUCAGCCAAACCCUUGGAUUCUUCACAAAGCAAGCAAUUGGAGGGUGCUUUGAAGUCCUUCUUGAAGAGCAACCAAAGCUUGAAGAUUACCUCCCGUGUGGAUCCCAGCAUCAUUGGUGGUCUCAUUGUCUCCAUUGGUGAUAAAUAUGUUGACAUGAGCAUUGCCAGCAAGGUCAAGAUGUACACCGAUGUCAUCUCCUCUGCCGCUUAAAUUGUAAAUCUGAAAUCUUGGAUUUAAAAUCUAUGAUUUUCGUUAAGGCCUUUUAAGUUUCUUUAAUUUGUAAUUUAAUUAUCAAUUUUCCUCCGAAUCAAUAUAGUAAUGUGUUCUUAACUGAAUACGUCUCCAGCCCUCACACAAAAAAGAAGUGUUGCAAAAUAAUUUACUCUUGGAUGAAAUAUUUGCCGAAACAAAAACAUCAGGCAAAUUGAAAUAAACAAAACAAUAAAAUGAUGGAUGUUAAAAAAA